Molecule: messenger RNA, 985 nt
Organism: Ahaetulla prasina
Lineage: Eukaryota; Metazoa; Chordata; Lepidosauria; Squamata; Colubridae
Product: heterogeneous nuclear ribonucleoprotein K-like
Exons: 1
Coding region: 67-780 (237 amino acids)
Biological process (GO): regulation of mRNA splicing, via spliceosome; regulation of transcription by RNA polymerase II
Cellular component (GO): nucleus; cytoplasm
Molecular function (GO): mRNA binding
Source: RefSeq, a predicted model, not a curated record
AAAAUAACCAAAGCAACAGGUUUGUGGAAUCCUAGUUGCUCCCUGAGUUGUGUUGUUUCCCUGCAGAUGUUUCUUUGGUCUCAGUUAGGUGUUAGUGAGCCACUGUACAUAAACAGAGAGCAAACACCACUCCCUUCUACCACUGAAGAUGACAGAAGAGGCUGUCCUGUGGGGUUUCCAAUGUGGGGCAGAGGGGGCUUUGAUCGAAUGCCUCAAGGCUGUGGUCGCCCCAUGCCUCCACGAAGAGAUUAUGAUGUUAUGAGCCCUCACAGAGGACCGCCUCCACCUCCUCCAGGUCGUGGUGGUAGAGGUGGCAGCAGAGCUCGCAAUCUUCCUCUUCCUCCCCCUCCUCCUCCUAGAGGCGGGAACCUUAUGUCUUAUGAUCGAAGAGGCAGACCUGGUGAUCGUUACGAUGGAAUGAUGAAGCAGUGUCAUGUCAGUGCUUGUGAUGACAUAGAAACACCAGAAAUGUUCGAGGGUGGAUCAGGUUAUGACUAUUCUUACGCAAGGGGUCGUGGUUCUUACGGAGAUCUUGGUGGACCCAUCAUUACGACACAAGUAACAAUACCCAAAGACCUGGCUGGUUCUAUUAUUGGAAAAGGCGGUCAGAGGAUUAAACAGAUACACCACGAGUCAGGAGCUUCAAUCAAAAUUGAUGAACCCUUAGAGGGCUCAGAAGAUCAAAUAAUAACUAUUACAGGCACACAGGAUCAGAUUCAAAAUGCACAGUAUUUACUGCAAAACAGUGUGAAGCAGUAUGCAGAUGUUGAAGGAUUCUAAUGCAAGAUAUUUUUUCUUUUUUAUAGUGUGAAGUAGUAUUCUGGAAAGUUUUUCUAAGACUAGUGAAGAACUGAAGAAGUCCUGCACCUUUUUUUUUUUUUUCUUAAAUCUGCUUCUGUUUAAAAAGCCAACAUUCCUCUGCUUCAUAGGUGUUCUGUAUUUGAGGUGUAGUGAAAUUUUUGCUGUCACCAGAUGUAAUGUUACC